This is a messenger RNA of Euleptes europaea (tarantolino), 657 nucleotides long. It is a transcript of the gene NKIRAS1, whose product is annotated as NFKB inhibitor interacting Ras like 1. Gene Ontology annotation, biological process: canonical NF-kappaB signal transduction. NCBI's taxonomy places the organism in Eukaryota, Metazoa, Chordata, Lepidosauria, Squamata, Sphaerodactylidae. Bases 28 to 603 code for a protein of 191 amino acids. The record is from RefSeq and is a predicted model, not a curated record. Gene Ontology annotation, molecular function: GTP binding; GTPase activity. The transcript is spliced from 3 exons.
UUUGGCAUCACCAAAUACUUGAAAAAAAUGGGGAAAGGUUACAAGGUGGUGGUGUGUGGAAUGGCUUCUGUUGGGAAAACUGCCAUUUUGGAGCAGAUUCUGUACGGUAACCAUAUUGUUGGCAUGGAGUGUAGUGCGACCGUAGAGGAUGUAUACAUGGCUCUGGCUGAAACAGACCGAGGAGUAAAGGAACAGCUACGCCUUUAUGACACCAAAGGGGUGGAGGCAGUCGAGCAGUUCCCUAGACACUACUUCUCUAUUGCUGAUGGCUUUGUUUUGGUGUAUGCUGUGAAUAGCCUGGAAUCCUUCCAGAAACUUGACCAGCUCAAAAACGAGAUCGACAAACUUAGAGACAAAAAGGAGGUGUCAGUAGUGGUUUUGGGGAAUAAAACUGACCUUGUGGAGCAAAGACAAGUCACAACUGAAGUAGCGCAGCAGUGGGCCAAGCUUGAGAAAGUGAAACUCUGGGAGGUGACGGUGACUGAUAGAAGGACGCUGAUGGAGCCUUUCACCAUGCUAGCGAGUAAACUCUCUCAAUCCCAGAACAGAUCAGCAUUUCCUUUGCCUGGAAGGAAGAGCAAAGGCAAUAAUGGAGACAGCUAAAAUAGUUCUCCAGGGAUGAACGUCUUGAGUUUCUGUCUCCUGCUGGGGCAUAUG